AUGCUGCUAUGGUGCAACCUGCCGUUCAAAUGCUUAAACUGCUACUUUGCUUAUGCGGAUGUACUUGCCAAGCUUCUGCUAAUUCCUGGACAAAUUCUAGCCUGUCACAGCUUACCGCUGCCAUGGACGCGCUGUAACCAGUCUCUACUUGUAGCCUAUCCGAAGCACAACUUGGUGAAGGAUAUUCGCACCGAGACGUCUGGGGACUACAGAGAUGCUCUGCUGCAGAUCCUUGAGGGGACGCUAGACGAACCCUCGGCGGUGAAGCUCAGGAGUGGCAAGUCUGAGUACGCAACGAAUUGGGCCCGACCCAACAGGAAUCACUACAGGGCCAAUAAUAAAGCUCCUCCACCGGAGUUAAAACGCGCGUACUUUGAAGGAUGUCCUGACGCAGUCAAGGCGAUGUACAUGCGCACCAUAAUUACCAGAUCACCCUGGCAGAUCUACGCCUUAGACCAGGCCUACUUGAAGACUUACGGCAGCUCCGUCACUAGUGCAAUAAAGAAGGGAACUACCGGCAGUUUCAAGCACUUUCUGCAAGCGCGUGUUACCUACGCCCUCGAUCGACCUACGUUCUACGCCAAACUGUUCCACUUCGCUAUCGCUGGACCGGGGACGAAGGAUGCCACACUGCAGCGAAUUCUCGCCUUGAGAGCCGACGUUGAUCUACAAAGCAUCAAGGAGCGGUAUGAAUUACUCUAUGGGGAGACCCUGUUGCAAGCUAUUUCGGAGGACACGUCGCGUGAAUAUCGUAAAUUGUGCAUACAAUUGGCCACCGAAUGCAAUAACGUCUAA
Molecule: messenger RNA, 795 nt
Organism: Mesocestoides corti
Lineage: Eukaryota; Metazoa; Platyhelminthes; Cestoda; Cyclophyllidea; Mesocestoididae
Source: the annotation of a GenBank genome assembly